Molecule: messenger RNA, 1154 nt
Organism: Thamnophis sirtalis
Lineage: Eukaryota; Metazoa; Chordata; Lepidosauria; Squamata; Natricidae
Source: RefSeq, a predicted model, not a curated record
GCAUGACCGAAAUGGCACGCAAGGCCAACCUGAGCCGUGCCAUGAGGACGAUGCAGGAGCUUUUCCCCGAAGAGUAUAACUUCUACCCCCGUUCCUGGAUUCUCCCGGAGGAGUUCGUCAUCUUUGUCACUGAGGUCAACCUGAUGAAGGAGAACAACCCCCGUUGGAAGCCCACCUUCAUCGUGAAGCCCGACGGGGGCUGCCAGGGGGACGGGAUCUACCUGGUGAAGGAGCCCGCGGAGAUCCGGCUGAUGGGCAACCUGCAGAGCCGUCCGGCCGUGGUCCAGGAGUACAUGGCCAAGCCCUUCUUGAUCGACAAGCUGAAGUUUGACAUCCGCCUGUACGUCCUGCUGAAGUCCCUGGAUCCCCUGGAGGUCCACGUGGCCAAGGACGGGCUGUGCCGCUUCUGCACGGAGCCCUACCAGGAGCCGGCCCUGAACAACCUCCACCAGGUCUACAUGCACUUGACCAACUAUUCCCUCAACAUCCACAGCGGGAAUUUUGUCCACUCGGACAGCGGUAACACCGGCAGCAAACGGACGUUUUCCAGCAUCCUGGCCAAGCUGGCUUACAGUGGCGUCAACAUCCGGAAAGUUUGGUCCGAUAUAAUUUCCUUGGUCAUCAAGACCGUCAUCGCCAUCGUGCCUGAGCUGAAGGUCUUCCACCAGUCCGAUAUCCCCGCGGGAAAACCGGGGCCUUCCUGCUUCCAGAUUUUAGGAUUUGACAUCCUGUUGAUGAAGAACCUGAAGCCCAUUUUGCUGGAGGUCAACGCCAACCCAAGUAUGAAGAUCGAACACGAACAAGAGCGUCAUAAAUCAACUCAAAGCUCCCCUUUUGCUCACCUGCCCUCUUCCUCCUCCUGCCCCCCAGGGAUGAGCCUGCAAGGCUUUGUGGAGGCCAUUUGCUUGCUAGCCCAGAGGAGGUACAAGUCCCUCUCGCUGCACGAGCAGGUGGAGCUCCUCCUGGACUACUGCGAGUACAACUUGGCUGCCCUGGAUGAGAAGCGCCUGGCCUGCAGCCGAAGCCUCUCCAGUACCCAAGCCACUCUGGUCACCUGCCCGCAAGACCAGCUGCAGCUCAGCCCGGCCACGCCCGCCUCGGCUGCCUUGCACAGAAGGCAGAAGUUUGUCGACUGCAGGAGCUCCCAGCCCUGA